Molecule: messenger RNA, 186 nt
Organism: Pichia kudriavzevii
Lineage: Eukaryota; Fungi; Ascomycota; Pichiomycetes; Pichiales; Pichiaceae
Exons: 1
Coding region: 1-186 (61 amino acids)
Source: RefSeq, a predicted model, not a curated record
AUGGCUAACCCACAAAGAAUCAUUGAAUUACAAAAGUACUACCAAACAACUACCAAGCCUCUUUGGAGAUCCCAUCCAAAUGCAAAGUUAGUUCUGAUCCCAUACUUUGCAGCUUUCACUGUCUCGCUAGGUGCAGCUCUUUUCUUCACAGGUAGAGCAGCUUUCGGUAUCAAGCCACAAAAAUAA